Messenger RNA from Panicum virgatum (switchgrass), 6213 nucleotides. Its product is annotated as protein WEAK CHLOROPLAST MOVEMENT UNDER BLUE LIGHT 1-like. Lineage: Eukaryota; Viridiplantae; Streptophyta; Magnoliopsida; Poales; Poaceae. The transcript is spliced from 4 exons. The coding region runs from base 3140 to 6043 and encodes 967 amino acids. The record is from RefSeq and is a predicted model, not a curated record.
UCCAUGGCAUGGCCACCCACUGCGUCAAUCUCUCCAAAUUCUUCAAGAUCACAUGGGUCCAGUACCAAUGGAAGAAAAACCGCAUCAAAUCCUUCGCCUCCUCAGCUCCGACGAGUGAGGCUGGGCACCUUGAGGCUGAAGCCUUCACCGUGCUCGUGCACAACACCUGUUCGCUGAAAUGCCUCAGAGCGCUCCACGCGCGGCUCGCCGUCACGGGAUCGAUCCGGGACAACUAUGUCUUCACGGUCCUCGUCGAGAGGUAUCUUUCUUUAGGGAAGCCCGCUCCCGCGGCGUCCCUUUUCGCCGAAGGCUACCACAGCCGCCCCACUGUGUAUUCACUGAAUCUCGCCGUCCGUUGCUUCUCGGACCAUGGGUUCCACCGAGAACUUCUUGAUCUUUACAGGGAGCUGUGUGGCUUUGGGUCCGACAACUUCACUUUCCCGCCGGUCAUCAAGGCUUGCACGGCUGUGUCUUGCCUUCGACUGGGGAGGGAGGUGCAUUGCAGGGUUCUGCGGACAGGGCAUGGGGGCAAUGUUGGUGUGCAGACUGCGCUCCUUGAUUUGUACGCAAAGGCUGGCCAGAUUAAUGUGUCAAGGAGAGUCUUUGAUGCCAUGGUGGAGAGGGACUUAAUUUCUUGGAACGCUAUGGUCUCAGGGUACUCGCUCAAUGGGUGCUUCCAAGAAGCUGUAGAGAUGUUGCAGGAGAUGCAGCAGGGUGGCAUGAGGUUGAAUGCAAGCACACUUGUUGGUAUCAUUGGUAUGUGCGGUGGUGUCGAAGCAAAGGAUGUUGGUAGUUCGCUCCACGCAUUGGCAAUGAAAUAUGGGGUGAUAGCUGAUGAGCCCCUUACAUCUGCGUUCAUCUCAAUGUAUUCUGCAUUUGACAAUCUUUCCUCAUCUCGAUUGGUUUUCAAUAUGCAACCUAUGAAAGAUUUGGUAUCUUUCAAUUCCAUGAUAUCAGCGUACAUGCAGCACUGCAACUGGAAGGAAGCUUUUGAGGUCUUCAGAUUGAUGCAUUGUGCAGGCCUAGGACCUAAUCUAGUCACUGUGGUUUCUGUCCUUCCAUCUUGCAAUGAAUUCUUUGGUAUAAACCAAGGCGAGUCUGUGCAUGGUAUGAUUAUCAAGUUUGGCCUUUCAGAGCAGGUUUCUGUUGUCAGUGCUCUUGUUUCCAUGUAUUCGAAGCUUGGGAAAUUAGAUUCAGCUAUGCUCCUUUUCUGUUGUUUCACCGAGAAGAACAAUCUUGUGUGGAACUCUAUGAUUUCUGGAUACCUUGUGAACAAUGAAUGGAGCAGGGCUCUUGAUGCGUUCUGCAAGAUGCAGAUCGAGGGUGUGGCUCCAGAUGCAACAGGUAUCAUUAAUGCGAUCUCUGGAUGUAGACACACAAAAGAUUUGCCCAUGGCGAAGUCGAUACAUGCAUAUGCUGUUAGAAAUAAAUUUGAAUCAAACCAGAGCGUAAUGAAUGCACUCCUAGCUAUGUAUGCCGACUGCGGAGAUAUAUCAGCUUCCUAUACAUUAUUCCAGAAAAUGGAAAUACGGAUGUUAGUAUCUUGGAACACUAUGAUAUCUGGUUUUGCUGAAAUAGGGGAUUCAGAAGCUUCUCUAAUGUUAUUCUUCCAGAUGUGCCACGAAGAAGUGCAGUUUGAUUUAGUAACUCUGAUUGGUGUUAUUAGCGCCCUUUCAGUGUCCGAGGAUGCUACAAUUGGAGAAUCAGUUCAUUCUCUAGCAAUCAAAAGUGGAUGUAAUUCUGAUGUUUCUCUUACAAAUGCCCUCAUUACCAUGUACACCAAUUGUGGUAUUGUUGAAUCAGGUCAGAAACUUUUUGACAGUUGUUCUGCGAAUACAAUCACUUACAAUGCUCUGAUGAGUGGAUAUCGCAAAAACAACUUAUCUGAAAGGAUAUUGCCUUUGUUUUACCAAAUGGUCAAGAAUGAUGUGAAACCAAAUCUUGUAACAUUACUGAAUUUAUUGCCUGUUUGUCAGAGCCAGUUGCAAGGGAAGUCUAUACACAACUAUGCAGUACGAAAUUUCACUAGGCUGGAAACAGCCCUCUUCACAUCAGCUAUGGGUAUGUAUAGUAGGUUCAACAAUAUAGAAUACUGCAGCAAAAUUUUCAGUUUAGUUGGUGAAAGAAACAUUAUAUUAUGGAAUGCCUUCUUAUCUGCAUGUGUCCAAUGCAAGCAGGCUGAUAUGCUAGUUCAUUUGUUCAAGCAUAUGCUCUUUCUUAAUGUCAAACCUGAUGCAGUAACCAUGCUUUCACUCAUGUCAGCUUGUUCACAGCUUGGAGAUGCAGAUUUUGCUGCAUGUGUUACGGCUGUCAUCCUUCGGAGGGGUUUUGGUGCAAAGGUUUUGGUUCUUAAUGCUCUUAUUGACAUGCAUUCAAGAUGCGGAAGCAUAUCCUUUGCGAGGGAGCUCUUUGAUAGCUCAGUGGAGAAAGAUUCAGUCACUUGGGGUGCAAUGAUCAACGCAUACAGUAUGCAUGGGAAUGGUGAGGCUGCCCUUGAUCUUUUCUCGGUGAUGAUAGAUUCAGGAGUGGAUCCGGAUGACAUAACUUUUGUUAGUAUCUUGUCAGCCUGCAGUCAUAGUGGCUUCGUAGAGCAAGGGAGAAAAUUGUUCAAAUCACUACAGGCAAUCUAUGGCAUUACACCACGAAUGGAGCAUUAUGCAUGCAUGGUGGAUCUAUUGGGCCGAACUGGCCACUUGGAUGAAGCAUAUGAUAUUGUUAGGACAAUGCCGUUCAGGCCAUCAGAUAAUUUGCUUGAAUCGUUGCUUGGAGCAUGCAGAUUCCAUGGUAAUUCUAAAAUUGGCGAGUCUGUAGGGAAAUUGCUCAUUGAAUCUGAGCAUGGAAAGUCAAGAUCUUAUGUCAUGCUCUCGAAUAUCUAUGCUUCAGCUGGCAAAUGGAGUGACUGUGAGCAGCUCAGAUCAGACAUGGAAGCAAAAGGAUUGCGGAAAGAUGUGGGGGUUAGCUUAAUUGGGAUGGCAUAGUAGCCCUGAUGAAACAAAGGUUUAGAGUUUGACAUGUUUGUUGUCACACAUUACAGUUUUGGGUGAUGUCUUGAAACUAUGCGCAUAUCUGGCUUACAGACUGACUCAAGGAGAUCCGGUCAUAUCCAAAUUGGAUAUCAGUUACAUGAGCACAGCAAAAUAUGCAGAGGAUUGAGCAGACAAUUGAAGAUUUACACAUGCAAUUCUGGAAUACCUUUACUGUCCAGUACUCAGUUAGUAACAAAUUUGUUGAGUUGUGGCUUGAAAGAAUGGCAGACAAGAAAAUUGAAGAGGCCAAUUCAUCUCACAUUGUAUCUUCACCAAAAUCUUUGCAAAGUUCAGUAGAGCCUAAACUAAUUGAAGGUACUGAUGAAGAUUAUCAUAAUAACCUUCUGAAGAAAGCAAGUGCUAAUUUUGAGGCACCAAUGCAGCAAGAGUAUACUAUUAGCCUUGUAUUAGCUGAGAACAAAAGGAAUUUGCAAGAAAUUUCAGUUGAACAAGAGGUUCCUACUGGUGACUCAAACCUUUCAGCAAAAGUGGACAGCAGUGAAAUGACAUCUACGAAUGAAGUUCAUGAUGGUAUUACAUCUUCCUCUAAUGGAGCCCAUGGUGAUUCUAACACAAUGAGAUCAAACACAGCUAGUUCCAUGCUUGAGGCAUCAAUGCAGCAAGAAUGCCCUAUGAGCCUCAUAUUGACUGACGGGAAAGGCAAUUUGCAAGAAGUUUCAGUUGAACAAAAAGUUCCUAUUGGUGAUUUUGUUGCUCUGUCACCAAAAGCAGGCAGCUGCGAAUUAAUGUUCACCAACAAAAUACCUGAUGGCUUUCCAACUUCCUGUAGUGAUGCUUAUGAAUCAAAGGAAGCCCAAGAUGAUUCUAUCAAAAUGGAAGCUUCAGAAGUAAAUGUCUCUGCAGAUUCAGAGUCUUUGCUUAGGUUAAAUGAAGGGGUCCAAGAUGAUGCUUAUUGUAUUAAUUCUGGUAAGGUUGCUUGUGGAACACCACCUGACAUCCAGAAAAAGGUGAAAGAAGAUAGACCACUGACUGUCAACAGAUUUCAUAAGCACCAAAUGGACCUUGGAGACACAGGGCAAAAGGUCCCUACACCUGUGAGCAGAUCAAGCACCAGAAAGUACUUGAGAAUGGAUAAAACCACUGUUGAUACUACAACCCCCAUCGAAUCAGUAAAGGUUGCUGCAUCAAAAUUUGGUGGUAGCAUCAACUGGAAAACUCAUAGAUCACAGACAGCACGAGAGAGUGACCAUACUAUACUUGAGCUUGAUAAGCUGAAGAAUGAAAUUUCAGAAUGUAAACGUCAAGCAGAAGCUGCAGAGGCUGCAAAGUUAUCAGUAUUCAAUGAGCUUGAGAGAACAAAGAACAUUAUUGACGAGAUGACACACGUCCUGGAGAAGCAACAAGCCAUAGAGGUGGAUGCCAAGGACUUGGAAUUGUUUCAAUUUAUUUUACAAGAGAUGGAGGGAGUUGACUUUGGCAAUAGUACUGUAGCUGAGGAGAAGUUGAAUAAUAUUCAAGAACGGCGCAAAUCAUUGGUUGCCAAAAUUAUGUUAGUGAAAGAUGACUUCAGAAAAGUCCAGGUGGAUUAUGAUUCUUUGUUGAUAGAAACAGAUAUUUCCGUUAGAAAAGCUCAGACAGCCUUAGCAAUGUCCAAAGAUGCCGAGAAACAAGUGGAGGAGCUCACCAUAGAGCUCCAAAGACUGAAGGAGGUGUUUGAUUUGGCUCAGUCCACAUGCCAUGAUGCUGAAGAAAACAAGAAAGGCACAUUGAUGGCGCGUGAUGCGGAUUGCCUGGCAUGGGAAAAGGAUCUCAGACAAGCAGAGGAAGAACUGAAUCAAAUCAGCAUGGAGCUUUCUGCUGUUCAAGAAUUGCAAUCACAGGUUGACACAUCAUCCAGCUUGUUGCUGGAUCUCAAGAAUAAGGUAGCCACUUAUAUGGAGGCGAAGUUAAUCGAGGAAGCACAGGAACAAGAAAGUGGAACUCAAAAAUCCAUGCAAGAAGAAGCCAUCAUUCUGUCAAGGAAUGAGAUCGAGGAGCACAAGAAAAGCAUUGCCAAGGUGACAGAUGAAUUAUGCGCUCUGAAAGCAACUGCUGCAUCACUCGGGUCACAGUUGAACAAAGAGAAAACAGCACUUGCCGCCAUUCAGCAGAGGGAAGCGAUGGCAUCCAUAACCAUCCAAUCUCUCAAGGUGGAGAUUAAAUUGUCUCAGCAGGAACUUGAAGCAGUUCGUGCGAAGGAGAAGGAGCACGGAGAUAAAGCAGUCAAGUUGCCCAAGGUUCUGCAAGAUGCAGCCAAUGAAGCCAACAAGGCUAAGUCCGUCGCUGCCAAGACACGGGAAGAAUUAAGAAAGGCAAAGGAAGAAGUGGAGCAAGCGAAGGCUGCUCUGAGCACUACGGAAUUCAGGCUUGAAGCAGUUCUGAGAGAGAUAGAAGUGGCGAAAGAGUCUCAGUGGCUGGCGCUUAAUACUCUGGAUGACAGCAAGGUUUCAGCAAACAUCAAACAACAGGGUUCUUCUCAGAUGAUCGCACUUGAUGUGGAUGAGUACACAUCUCUGGUCGAGAGGUCCCAUCGGGCAGAAGAGCUUGCGCACGAGAAGACAGCUGCUGCUAUUGCACAGGUCGAGGCAGCCAAGGAGUCUGAAUCACGCACCUUAUCAAGACUGAACGAAACAUACAAGGCCUUGGAAGAACGAAAGCAGGCAUUGCUCGCCACCACAGAGCGGGCCGACAGGGCCACAGAGGGCAAGCUGGCCAUGGAGCAGGAGCUGAGGAAAUGGAGAGAGGAGAACGGCAGGCGCCGCAGGGCUGGUGACUGGGCUUCAAAAUCUGAAGCCAAACCUUCAAACACCGCAGAGAUCAUCCGUGGAGACACGAAAUGCACGAUCAGAGAAGACAGUUGCGCCCCCUCGUCAGUUCAUCCUCUGUCGGACGCGUCCGGGAGGAGCAGCCCCAACGACCUGGCCCUGCAAGCGAAGACGAAGAAGGCAAAGAAGCUGUCGCUCUUCCCGCGCAUCAUCAUGUUCCUGGGCAGGAGGCGGCUCAAAGCUGCCAGGUAACAGUCUCUCUUUCCUGCGAUGUUUGCCAGUGCUGGAGUGUGUAAAUUUGCAGUAGUUGCUGCCGAUGGUACGUUGACUGUGUGUGUUGAAAGUUGCUGGUGAAUGUACUAUUUCAGUUUGCUGUACAAGAAUGCUUCUGUAAACACAAUCGUAUCUGGUUCUUCUGUUCC